Messenger RNA from Helianthus annuus (common sunflower), 1481 nucleotides. RefSeq names its product cytochrome c1-2, heme protein, mitochondrial. Gene Ontology annotation, biological process: mitochondrial electron transport, ubiquinol to cytochrome c. NCBI's taxonomy places the organism in Eukaryota, Viridiplantae, Streptophyta, Magnoliopsida, Asterales, Asteraceae. Bases 295 to 1224 code for a protein of 309 amino acids. Gene Ontology annotation, molecular function: electron transfer activity; heme binding. The record is from RefSeq and is a predicted model, not a curated record. The transcript has 8 exons.
GGUCUUGUGACUGAGAACGGUCGUCGUGCUUGUUUGAUGCAAAAGUGGCCGAAGAAUAAUCUCCACACCCCCUUCCUUAUUCGAUCUCUCUCGACGUUUAACGCCGCAACCGGCGACCAUUACUUCAUCCAUCCUGUAAGUGCUCCCAAACAUAAUCAACACUUAAUCAUCGAUAUAAGUCUGUUAAUCUACGCCCUUCGAAAUGUGUUGCAAUCUCCCUAUGCUUUCAUGUCUAUCGAUUGAUUGAUUGAAAUACCCAGAUCUUGUCUCCGUUUAUUUAGGAAAUUGGGUUAAAUGGCUGGUGGUGGUAGGGGAAUUUACCACUUGCUUAGGAGCAGCAGACUUCAUUCUCAUUCCACUGCCCUUCCAGUUUUGUCAUCUCUAACUCCAAAGAAGGAUCAAGAUGCUUCCGGAACGAAGUCCCUUAGGGCAUUAGCACUUCUCGGAGCAGGUGUUUCAGGGCUUUUGAGUUUCACAACAAUAGCAUCUGCUGACGAGGCUGAACAUGGCUUAGAGUGUCCAAGCUAUCCUUGGCCCCACGAAGGCAUUCUCAGUUCAUAUGACCAUGCUUCGAUCCGACGUGGUCACCAAGUGUACACACAAGUAUGCGCAUCAUGCCAUUCGAUGGGUUUGAUUUCGUAUCGUGACUUGGUGGGUGUGGCGUACACAGAAGAGGAAACAAAAGCAAUGGCUGCGGAAAUUGAGGUUGUUGAUGGUCCUAACGAUGAGGGUGAGAUGUUUACCCGCCCUGGCAAGCUCAGUGAUCGGUUUCCUCAACCGUACGCAAAUGAGCAAGCUGCUAGAUUUGCUAAUGGUGGGGCCUAUCCUCCAGACCUCAGUCUUAUCACCAAAGCUCGUCACAAUGGACAGAACUAUGUAUUUGCACUUCUGACUGGCUACCGUGACCCCCCUGCUGGUGUUUCGAUCAGGGAAGGUCUGCACUAUAAUCCUUAUUUUCCUGGGGGCGCUAUUGCAAUGCCUAAAAUGCUUAAUGACGGUGCCGUUGAGUAUGAAGAUGGCACUCCUGCAACAGAGGCUCAGAUGGGAAAAGACAUCGUUUCAUUUUUAAGCUGGGCUGCAGAACCAGAAAUGGAGGAAAGGAAACUGAUGGGAUUUAAGUGGAUAUUUGUACUGUCACUGGCCUUGCUUCAAGCUGCAUACUACAGGCGUUUGAGGUGGUCGGUUCUCAAGUCCCGUAAGCUUGUUCUUGAUGUUGUCAACUAGAAUUCUAUUGAUUCCUCUUGGUCAAAGGUUUGUGACCAGACUUUGGAUGAGAAAUAAUUAUUUUUUUUACUGUAUAAGAACACUAUGCGUUUCGGCCUUCUGCUUCUAUAUGUAAGGUGUGUUUUUGUAAUGUGAUAAUAGUACUGGUUUUUUUUUUUUUUUUUGGAACUUGAAACCAAGGAAUAAUGGAGUCUUUUAUUACGUGUGUUGUUUUAAUUCAGCUGAACUGAUCAAAUCAAUGAUUUGCAAUUUAAAUA